This is a messenger RNA of Yamadazyma tenuis ATCC 10573, 1299 nucleotides long. RefSeq lists its product as uncharacterized. NCBI's taxonomy places the organism in Eukaryota, Fungi, Ascomycota, Pichiomycetes, Serinales, Debaryomycetaceae. The record is from RefSeq and is a predicted model, not a curated record.
AUGCGGUCGCUUAGUCUUCCUACGGGAAGUGCUCUCAGAGGAUGGGGAACCGUCAUCAACAUAAUAGGAGGAGCGUAUAUUGGUGGGCUUAUAGUGUGUUUCGGGCUGUUAUACUUCCUCUACCAUGACGCCAACGAAAGACAGCCGAUUCCAUUUGAGCUCUCGUUCGCUGACCAGAAAACUGCUGUGAUGGCCAUCAAUAAAGACGAUGCGCUAAAAAGCCCUCGAUACGCUGUCAAGCACUACCGGCGACUUCUUAUCGAGCUCGCCAAGAAGGAGAACCCGAAACUCGAGUUCGAUGAGUCUGACCCCAAAAACCAGUACAGAGCACCCUUUCUCGAUUCGCAUACCUUGGUGCACAAAAAAUCAAACACAUUUGCCAAUUUCUACAUCGAUAUCGUCAGUCGAUACGCCAAGGCGCUUCUUGCCAAAGGCCAGUUGGAAAUCUCUGUGGAAACUCUUCAAAAAUUGGUAAAUGACGAUGAGAUCUUCUUCCGGUUGGGAGAUGCCGAAAGACUCUCUCAGUGCGGACGGCUCUUGGCCAGAAUAUCACCAACUGUGGACGAAAAAGAGCUGCUUCUCAAGCGAUGUAUCACCAUGAUCGGCAGCACCUUCUCGUCCAUCCACGUGGACGAAAACUACCUUUUACAGAAUAGUUCCCGGAUCACAGACGAGUUGAUCUCAUGCUUGAACGACAUGGCAUUUGCAUACGCCAAAGAAUCUACCCACCUGUCGCUUUCCCGCCACCAAAAGCAAGACUAUCUCUCGAAGGCAUUGAACAUAUAUCUUUCCAAUUUGAAAACGGUUCAGCAGGUCCAACACAGUGUUGUUAGUGGACAGAAGAACCAGACAAACUACCCACUUUUCAACUGCAACGAAGAAAACCUCCAGAUGCUCGUCAAUGAAAUCCGCAGCCAUGUCAGUGAGAUCAUGUGGUCUAAGGGGUACAAACAGAACGCUAUUUCAUGGAGUGAAGAAGUUGUGGACGAUAUUUACUACAUCAAUUCGUCUUCCAAACGUGCCAACCACAUUUUAAUUGACGUGUUGGCCAACCUCACGACAAUGUACCACCAGAUCCGCAACCGUACCAGUGAAGAGCGAUGCAUCCAACUCCAAAAGGGUCUUUCCCACUACGAUCUGAACGAAUCCUCCUGGUAUGAUAAUCUCGUGGGCCGGUUCUGCCGCAUUAUUUAUAACAAAGGGCCAUUGGGGGUGAUUGAAAAGGCACUUGUGGAACGAUUUGGGCCUCCCAGGCGGCUUCUUGAGAUUGAGGAGUUUGAAGAUGAAGAUACAGAGUAG